UCUUAUUUGCCGAAUUCUCCACUAAGAAUGCCAUGACAAUGUAACAAGGAAAUAAUUAUUCUUUGAGACACUGUGUAUUAACAACCAUGUAAUACGCGUAACUUUGGUGUUGUCUUCAUACAUAAGUAUAUACAUAUAUAAAUAAGUAUAAACUAGAAGACAUUUGGACAUAUUGUUAAGUGCUUCGCAAGUAAUUAAACAUGUUCGGUAUAAAGUAUUUCGUGUCCAUUGGCGCGCUUUUGGUUCUCGUAUUACCAAAUGAAAACGAAGUGAGUGCUGCACCACACCCGUGUCUAUGGAUGCUGGACCAUGAAUACACUCACCCAGUGCCCACUACUACUACUAGCAAGCCAGAUUUAGUGGAGGAUCUUGCUAAACUGACCAAAAAGAAAACAAAGCAGCUAAAGGACCUCGCCGAUUUUAUUAUAUGGGGGCCAAACGCCGAGGUUCGUAAGCCGCGCUCUAGAAGCCCAAUGGAAAAAGUUAUUUCUAGUUAUGUGAAGUUCUUAACAAAUGUAAUAAAGAUGUUCUAAAUGUU
Helicoverpa zea (corn earworm) is the source of this 538-nucleotide messenger RNA. RefSeq lists its product as uncharacterized. The coding region runs from base 201 to 533 and encodes 110 amino acids. The record is from RefSeq and is a predicted model, not a curated record. NCBI's taxonomy places the organism in Eukaryota, Metazoa, Arthropoda, Insecta, Lepidoptera, Noctuidae. The transcript has 5 exons.